This is a messenger RNA of Tachysurus vachellii, 2365 nucleotides long. RefSeq names its product solute carrier family 13 member 5a (gene slc13a5a). Bases 124 to 1857 code for a protein of 577 amino acids. Gene Ontology annotation, biological process: citrate transport; monoatomic anion transmembrane transport. Gene Ontology annotation, molecular function: sodium:dicarboxylate symporter activity; citrate transmembrane transporter activity; succinate transmembrane transporter activity. The transcript has 12 exons. The record is from RefSeq and is a predicted model, not a curated record. Gene Ontology annotation, cellular component: membrane. NCBI's taxonomy places the organism in Eukaryota, Metazoa, Chordata, Actinopteri, Siluriformes, Bagridae.
AUUGGUAAACGCUGUUUCUCCCUCGCGCGCGCACCUUCUCAGCAGUAGCCGAGUGCGCGUGCUUUACUCGUGCCUAAGCAGCGUGACAUCACUGAAGUAUAAAGGAGACAGAAAGAAGAAACAAUGUUCGGGUUGCUGUUUAAAGCCAUCUGUAGAUCGAAGAAUGGACUUAUCCUCUUCUGCAGUCCGUUUCUUCUCCUGCCCCUGCCCCUGGUCAUCGGAACCACGGAAGCUCGUUGUGCCUACGUUAUCGGGCUGACGGCAGUGUACUGGUGUACCGAGGUGCUGCCUUUGGCUAUUACGGCUCUCUUACCGGUUGUGCUCUUUCCUCUGUUUGGUAUCAUGACCUCUAAGGAUGUUUGCAUGCAGUACCUGAAGGACACAAACAUGCUGUUUUUGGGUGGUCUGAUGGUAGCCGUCGCUGUGGAGGACUGGAAUUUGCACAAACGCAUUGCAUUGCGAUUUUUGCUCAGCGUCGGGGUGCGACCUGCCCUGCUGAUGUUAGGUUUCAUGAGCGUGACAGCGUUCCUCUCCAUGUGGAUCAGUAACACUGCCACUACGGCCAUGAUGGUGCCCAUAGUGCAGGCGGUGCUGAAGCAACUCAACACAGCGGGAGACGAAGAAGAAGCUGGAGCUCCUUCAGAACAUGAGGAGAACCUGCCUAAUGUACAGGCUAAUGGUCAGGUGCUUGAGAAUGGCCUCCGCUUUUCCAUACAAAACACAACAGAACAGUGUAAUGAAUCCAAAGAGAUGAUGAAAAUGUGUAAGGGCAUGAUGCUGAGUGUGUGUUAUGCUGCUAGCAUUGGUGGAACUGCUACACUAACAGGCACCGGGCCCAAUCUGGUCCUCACAGGACAAAUGAACCAACUCUUCCCAGACAACCCAGAUGUUGUAAACUUUGCCUCCUGGUUUGGGUUCGCCUUCCCUAACAUGAUUAUUAUGCUGUUGGCAGCCUGGCUGUGGUUACAGAUUGUGUUCCUGGGCUGCAAUUUCAGAAAAACGUGGGGCUGCGGCACGGUGAGGACGGAGAAAGAGAUCGCUGCGUAUAACGUGAUCUACGAGGAGCAUCGUAGACUUGGGCCCAUGUCCUUUGGAGAAAUAAGCGUUUUAACACUCUUGGGCCUGCUAGUGGCUCUAUGGUUCAGUCGCGACCCAGGUUAUGUGGACGGCUGGGCAACACACCUUUUCAACGCUGAUAAAGAGUACGUGACAGACGCCACAGUGGCGAUGUUUGUCGCCGCUCUUCUCUUCGUGCUUCCCGCUAAGCCGCCCUGCCUGUUCCUUUGGAGGACACAGAGCUUCGGCACAGAUCCUCAGUCCAACAUUGAACCUCGGGCCACUUUGCUGUCCUGGCCGGUGGUGCACAAGAAGAUGCCGUGGAGUAUAAUCUUGCUACUCGGAGGAGGUUUUGCUCUAGCUAAGGGCAGUGAGGAAUCAGGUUUAUCCAGAUGGCUCGGGGAACAGAUGACUCCACUCCAGACCAUUCCUCAGUAUGCUAUUGUUAUUAUCGUGUGCCUGAUGAUCGCCACCUUUACAGAAUGCAUCAGCAACGUAGCCACGGCAACCCUGUUUCUCCCGAUCAUCGCCUCUAUGUCCCAGUUUAUAGGUAUGAACCCGCUAUAUGUGAUGAUUCCCUGCACCCUCAGCGCAUCCUUCGCCUUCAUGCUCCCAGUGGCGACUCCUCCGAAUGCCAUCGUUUUCUCUUAUGGGUAUCUGAAGGUGUCUGACAUGGCCAAAACAGGGAUUGUCAUGAACAUCAUCGGGAUCCUGUCCGUCACUCUGUCCAUCAACAGCUGGGGAAGAGCCUUGUUCAGUUUAGACUCAUUUCCCAGUUGGGCGAACAGCACAGCGGUCUGAUGGUUGAAGUCCGUCGAGGCACUUAUGCUACUCGACAGUUUGUCAAAAACGACUGUAAUAUACAAAUGUACAGUAUGUAGAUUUUGUUUUACUUUAUAAAUCUUAUUCAGGUCAGACCUAGAUGUCUGGAAUCAGAUUUGUGUAAGAUUUCUUUAUUUUGUUAUGAAGUCAAACACUUUAUUUGAAGUUAUUUUGUUUAUCUGGAUACAUGUAAAGGGUGUAAUAUUAAUGCUCGUAUUGUUAGAAACAUGGCACAGAAUCACAUUUUAGCAAGUGAACAUAAUUAAAGUUAUUGAGUUUUUCCUGUUUGGAUAUUAGAGUUAACAGAGUAUUAAUGAGUGUUAAACUUAUUGCUGUACAUUUUUAAUAAAUUAUCAUUAACAAUGUUAUUAAUGAAUUCAUUCAUUCAUUCAUUCAUCUUCUACCGCUUAUCCGAACUACCUCGGGUCACGGGGAGCCUGUGCCUAUCUCAGGUGUCAUCGGGGCAUCAAGGCAGGAUACACCCUGG